This is a messenger RNA of Gasterosteus aculeatus aculeatus (three-spined stickleback), 3849 nucleotides long. NCBI's taxonomy places the organism in Eukaryota, Metazoa, Chordata, Actinopteri, Perciformes, Gasterosteidae. The record is from RefSeq and is a predicted model, not a curated record.
GCAUGCGAAAUACACCUCUUCAUUUAAACCCGCGUGUUCGUUGUUCCUAAAGGUUGUACGCGCAUUGCUCUUGUGCGGAUGUGAUCGGUGAAAUGCGCAUUUGAUUCGGCCUAUAUGUUCCGCUAUUGUCCGAUCGGAUGGUUCGGACUGUACGGGAUGUAAUAACGGAUGCGAGGCCCGUCGUAGAAUUCCCAGAAAUAAAAUUGCGGUUUUUUUUUUUUUUUGGUUGUUGUUGUUCAUUGGUGUUAUUUCGUUCGUUAAUAUUAAUAUCCGUGUGACAUGAAUCGCGAUCAGUGCACUGAAUCCCAAACGCUAGUGUGCAAUGUGUGUUCUGCGCGUUCCUUCGACGAUCGGCUCCGACGGUCCGCACAGUGGCCUAUAAACCACCUCGGAACGGGAACCUCGCCGCCUCUGACAUGCCGGAGAAAAGGAGGAAAGGAGCACGUCAAGUUGUUUUCGGGGAGUUGUUUUUCUGUAUUAAGUGGAGACGGAGAGAAACGAGGCGUUUUAUUGCGUCGUGGAACGGAAAGCGGGCUCUCUUUGUGAUGCUGCCACGAAAAACGAUCGUUUCGCCCCUAAAUCAACAGCAGCCGACAUGAGCUUAAUAAUUCUAAUAUCUUGGAGGAUGACUUCAGCUGAACGUUUUGACCAAGCAGGCGUUGUACAGGGACGUGUUUUAAACAUGCGCAACACGCAAGCACGCAAUGCCGAAACCACACGACAAGGCUUUUUAUAAAUAACAAGAGAAGAUUACAAACAUAUCCCUGGCUCCAAGUUUAAGAAAAUAGGUGUUUAACUUGAUUAAAAUUUGUGUAAUUAGCUCCAAAGGAAUUAAUCAGAUUCCAUCAGGUUUCAUUUACAGAAAAGCUUCUCCAACAGACCACAAAAAUGUCGUAAUCCUCAAAAAUUAAAUCCCAUGAAUUAAUUUGCAUAAUAGACCCGUGUGACCAAAUUGUCUGCAUUCGAGUUUUAAAAAACUUUUGUGAAAAAUGCAGUAGGAAGGAGGACGAAUCUAGCUAACAAGCCACUAUAUUUCACUGUUCUUUUACUAUUUGUUUUGUUCGAAACGUUCCGUUUAAAAUUGAUACUAAUAUCACAUCUAUAAUAUGUGAAUAUUUCAUCAUAAUUAAAAUACUACAGUAAAGUAAAAUAAUAUCAAUGAUAAUGGAUUGCUAAAUUCCAUUGGUCCCCCGCUAAACGAACGCUUGGUAAUUCAUCUGGCAGCUUGAGACUGUCACACAUUUUUUCUUGAGCAAUACAUUAAUGGAGGAAAAUCAUGUUUAGGACGUAGUGGGCUCGAGCGAACGGUGACGGUAUAAAAAUGAUGGAAAAACGGCAGCCGGAGUUUCGCCCUGGAAGUCCUGGUGAAGAGUCCGGUCCUGGAAAGCGGGAGGACUCUUCCGUCGUCUCCCGACUGAACGGAUGCAAGGAAGAAGAGGAGCCGAGGAGGGAGGCGGGGGAGAAGGGGAGGGGAGGGAGCUUCAGGGGGGUUGAGGAGAGGGAUGACGCUCCUCUGCAGAACUCGAGCAACGGGACCAGCAUCAGCAUCAUCAUCAACGGCGUUGCCAAGGAAACUGCCUCUCACAACGCCCUUGACCUGAAAAGGGAAGUGCCGGUGAUCGAGCUCUCCAGGAGGGACGCUAUAAAAGCGGUGGAGCAGAGGACUGAGAGCCAUUUGGUGCCGAUCACGGAACUUCGCAGACCUCCACCGCUGCCGCUACCGCCGCCGCAACGAGACGACGCUCGAAUGGUCCAACUGAGCCCAAACGCGUUUCCUGUCCCGGCCCGGGCCAUGCUCUACAACCUGGCGCAGCCUCUCGCCGCCAUCAACAGUCUCGGAGGGGAGUCGGAGCAGUACAGCAUGUACCCCAGCAACAGGGUAAAGCGCCGCCCGGCGCCUUAUGAGGUUGAACUCGACGAGGGUAGGCGCAAUUUAUAUCUUUAUAAGUAUGCUGGCCAACCAAAGAUUGUACGUCGUAUCUUCACAAACAGUCGGGAACGCUGGCGGCAGCAGAACGUAAACGGGGCGUUUGCCGAGCUUCGCAAACUCAUCCCCACUCAUCCCCCAGACAAGAAGCUGAGCAAAAAUGAGAUCCUGCGGCUCGCCAUGAAGUACAUCAGCUUCCUCUCCAAUCUCCUGGAGGACCAGGACGGCGGGAGGAAUGGUGGCACCACAACCGAUGGGGAAACGGCGCUGCUGGUUGGAGUCGGGGCCCACGAGGGCGGCCCUCAGGGUGGUCCACAUCAGGACACGGUGGUCGGCUUGGCCAGGGACGAUCUUCUGGAGACCAUGUCGCCAGGCUCAAGCUGUGGCAGCCUGCCUGACGGUGACGCCGAGGGCAGUCCCGAGAGCUUUAUGGAGGACCAGGACUCUCCUCCAGCUCCGAGGACUCUAACGGCUUCACGUGGGCCCGCGCUGCAUUUAGCUGCUAGAGAUCUUAGGCGCAAUGGCCGCCCUUUAGAUGGCUCCAGUCGCCGAUGAUGUCGAUGCCAACGGACCACGGUCGCAACGCCUGAGACUGAAAUGCGAGGGACUGGAAAAGCUGUGUCUGUGCUCAGGACCUGUUAGCUUUGAGCUGUAAAUGUAGGAAAGAGAAUCAAGCUGCAUCUAAUGAGAUAGUGGUGUACCUUCCUGUCUCCGCAGUAUACACCUGAGGGAGCACUCACCAUAUGAUUGGUGAAUGUUUAAAUUUGAUCCAACAAAAGACUCUUUCUGCAUGCGGUUUAUAACUGUCCCAAGUUAGUCCAAUGGCAGGAUAUUCUAAACUAAUAAAGAAAGAAAGGAAAAGGAAAUAAAGAACUAAAGCAAACUAAACCAAAUCAACAAAUGAUCAAUCCAGAGACACUCGAUUUCGAUAUGUAAUACGAAAGUUUGGACCAAUGCUUUAAUAGAAUACCAUCGAGUAGAAUAUAACACGGCCAACCCUGGAGAUUUAGGUCCAACAAAUGUUAUAAGAAUAAAGACACAAGAGUAAGUUUGGCUUAGUUGGAGGCCGUAAAUGAACCGAGCGGACUCUAUUGUACCCAUGCAGAAAUGUAUGUAUUGUAAAUAGCAUUAUAUUUCCAUGGCACUAUGUAACAACAGUGACUCGAGUUCAAGUCAUGUGGUUUAAGAUGUACUAUAGUGUGUUUGUCAAUUGGUUUACUAGCAAAACGGUCCUUUGGGAGGCAUGAAACAAAAAGGAAGAGAGACGGAAGGCAGAGAGCUUAAAAAGUAAAGAAACAACUGAACGCAGUACAUCAAAUGUGGUACCAUUGACUUCUGUUACACUUUGGUGAUGAGAAAAAGACACCAAAUACAGCGACAGACAGUUAAACAUUUUCACUGCCGGGAAAGAAAAUAUCUAUUAUCGAUUUUGCGGAGGUACAAGACAUGCAGUGUUUUUUAAAGUGUACAAAAUAUGGGUCAUAUGAUAUUAUGAAGUGACUCAUGCAGUCAUUUUGAUAUGAAUGUUUCAGUGUUUUUUUUAAACUGUAAUGCAGUUGUAGUUUAGUAAGGUACACAAAUAAAUCCCUUCAUUGCCGCAUACUUAUACACGUGCACAGAGACACGCACACACAUGCAGUGUUAAUAUCAUAACAACACCAGCAGUUUUCUGAUUAAUACAGUUAAGGUUUGCUCACUGUUGUUGGUUAUUCUGCUUUUUCAGCGGGACCUAGUAGCCUAUAUUGGUACCUUUGGUAACUAUGGUAUUUUAUGAAUUGCAGUAAAGGGACAUUGUAUGUUUGGUAAUGAUAUACAGUAUUUGGUGUAUGAUAGCUGUAUCUAUAAAUAUAUCCAAUGUUAAAUUGCUGAAUUUUAUACAAAACCCCUGAAUAAAACAUGCUGAGGAAAAGCCUUGUAGUUGA